This is a messenger RNA of Dermacentor silvarum, 1583 nucleotides long. RefSeq lists its product as uncharacterized. The record is from RefSeq and is a predicted model, not a curated record. NCBI's taxonomy places the organism in Eukaryota, Metazoa, Arthropoda, Arachnida, Ixodida, Ixodidae. The transcript is spliced from 9 exons. The coding region runs from base 88 to 1041 and encodes 317 amino acids.
CGUUAUGCACACGGCACCGUGUCGGAGGUUCCUUCUAACACGAUAGUGCGCCUACGUACGUCUGCUUCGGACUGCUGCAACUUGCCGAUGGAGCUCCUUAAAAGAGAUGACGGGUGGUAUCUCGGAGUUAAAAUCAAUGAGAAUAUUUCCGUGCCCUGCCUGAUACUUCAGGGCGACGCAGAAGGUAUGAGACGCUGCGCGAACUGCAAUUUUGUUACUGAGACGUUGUGCAGACUAGAAUGCGAGCACCAGAUGUGUGAGUACUGCUAUGGAACCAUCACGUGCUACACUUGUAAACUUGAUCGAAUUGUCACAAGGAAAGACAAGACUUCGAAACCAUGUUACAACACGGAUUUGGACGGCGUUGUCCUUGGGUGUCCUGGAUGCGAGGAAUUUAAACUCUACUGCGCGAUGAAGAAUCACAUCCUGGAAAAGCACGCUAAAACUUUGAUCGAAGUGCACCGGCCCCAUCCCGAGAAUUUGGAAGAAAAGCAUCCAAGCCAGCAUAGGAAUUAUCCAGGACACGAGAACAGUGAAGGCUGCAGCAAAAUUGUUGAAACUGAAAAGCCAGUCCGUGCAGCUGUUGGCGCUGACCUUGACGACCGAGCAAUGGAUUGUGAAGACAGCACGCCCUUGGCUUCAAUAGGCGCAGGUGGCGGUGAACACCAAAACGACGCUGUUUACAAAUCGGUAUUCUGUCCAUACUGCAGUAAGCCGUGGGAAGAACAAGAGAUUGAGGAACACAUGGAUACCUGCUCAAAACUUACUACAGAGUGCCCGGAAUGCGUCGAAGAAAUAAAACCGGAAGAUUACGAAAAACACAUGAUACAAUGUUCUAAAAAGUGCGAAGACGAGAAGGCAGACGGGUCUCUAAGUUCCCCAGGAGUUGAUGACGGCAGUGAAAUACGCCAGAAAAUAGAAGAAGUUAAGGAACUCAAGAAAGCGAUACAGACAUUGGAAGAAAGAAUGAAGAAGCUGGAAAUGCCAUUGGAAAGGGUUAUCCAGCGACUGCGCGAAGAAGCACUGAAACGGAACAAGUAAAAUGUGGUUGUAGUUUUGGUUGCACAAAACUUGAGCUUUUAGAUAUUGUAGCCUUGAGGCAAAGAGUACAAACUUGCAGAAGGAUUUUCAGCCGCUGGCCGCUGUGGUAGUUCAGUAAUAGUGGCGUUCGGGUACUGAAGACGAGGUCGUGGGCUCGUUGCCAGGCAGUGGCAAAUGUAUUCAGACGGCGAAAUGCGAAGAAUGCAGACAUGGCCGUCUUUGAGUUCACGAAAAGAAAGAGAACUUGCUUCGAAAUAACCAAUCCUAUUUCUUUCGCUACAAUCAAAUAAAUACACGUUUUAAUAACUUUGUUCCCUGUGCUUUAUUCCUGAUUGACUUGUCUUGGCCAACUAAGAAGCUUGAGAUCAACUAUAACGUUAUGCUUCCUCUUGAAUUGAGUUUUUUGCAUCCAUCCAGUAAAGAUGAUACGAAGAUGCAAUAUCUUUAACAAUCACAAAUGGAUGCGUCCAGCCAAACCGUGUCAAUGACCAAACGCGGUGCUAAAAGUGCGUGCGCUCCCAUUUCUGGUACGGCAGUGCCGA